This is a messenger RNA of Lottia gigantea (owl limpet), 948 nucleotides long. RefSeq lists its product as hypothetical. The annotation marks the transcript as partial. Lineage: Eukaryota; Metazoa; Mollusca; Gastropoda; Lottiidae. The transcript has a single exon. The record is from RefSeq and is a predicted model, not a curated record.
AUGACUACAAUAUCUGAUACAACUACUGAUACAUCUGAAACGACUACAAUAUCUGAUACAACUACUGAUACAUCUGAAACUACCACAAUAUCUGAUACAACAACUGAUACAUCUAAAACUACUACAAUAUCUGAUAAAACAACUGAUACAUCUGAAACUACUACAAUAUAUGAUACAACAACUGAUAUAUCUGAAACUACUACAAUAUCUGAUAAAACUACUGAUUCAUCUGAAACUACUACAAUAUCUGAUACAACAACUGAUACAUCUGAAACAACUACAAUAUCUGGUACAACAACUGAUACAAGUACUGAUACAUCUGAAAUGACUACAAUAUCUGAUACAACUACUGAUACAUCUGAGACGACUACAAUAUCUAACAAAACAACUGAUACAUCUGAAACUACUACAAUAUCUGAUAAAACAACUGAUAUAUCUGAAACUACUACAAUAUCUGAUAAAACAACUGACAUAUAUGAAACUACUACAAUAUCUGAUAAAACAACUGAUAUAUCUGAAACUACUACAAUAUCUGAUACAAGUACUGAUACAUCUGAAAUGACUACAAUAUCUGAUACAACUACUGAUACAUCUGAAACUACUGCAAUAUCUAAUACAACAACUGAUACAUCUGAAACAACUACAAUAUCUGGUACAACAACUGAUACAAGUACUGAUACAUCUGAAACUACUACAAUACCUAAUAAAACUACUGAUUCAUCUGAAAUGACUACAAUAUCUGAUACAAAAAUUGAUACAUCUGAAACGACUACAAUAUCUGAUACAACAAUUGAUACAUCUGAAACUACUACAAUAUCUGAUAAAACAACUGAUAUAUCUGAAACUACUACAAUAUCUGAUACAAGGACUGAUACAUCUGAAAUGACUACGAUAUCUGACACAACUACUGAUACAUCUGAAACUACUACAAUAUCUGAUACAACUACU